Messenger RNA from Gasterosteus aculeatus aculeatus (three-spined stickleback), 3963 nucleotides. It is a transcript of the gene pamr1b, whose product is annotated as peptidase domain containing associated with muscle regeneration 1b. Gene Ontology annotation, molecular function: serine-type endopeptidase activity. Lineage: Eukaryota; Metazoa; Chordata; Actinopteri; Perciformes; Gasterosteidae. Gene Ontology annotation, biological process: proteolysis. The record is from RefSeq and is a predicted model, not a curated record.
AGAGAGAGAGAGAGAGAGAGAGAGAGAAAGAUAGAGGGAGGGGGGAAACACUGAAGGGCCAAGAGAAGGUGAUGUCAGCUGAGUUCAGAAAGUAAACAGAGUUCCAGACUGCGGCAUGCUGUCUGUGGGACGGGGACUGCAGCUGGGGCAAACCCACGGGGGCACCCGCACAACCCCCUGGACCUCCACCUCUGUUCCAUGGAAGGGGGGCCUGCUCCUCCUCAUCUCUCUCUCCAUCGCCUUGCCUCAAGGGACGGCCUGGCCCUAUGAUUACAGGUAUUUGUACAACCACUGCCCGGGCCCGGAGUGGAACGUUAUGUGUAGAGGCUGCUGCGAGUAUGAUGUGAUUCGCUGUAAAUGCCCCCUACAGGGGACGCCGGUGGGCUACGCAGUGCCCUGCUGUCGCAACGCCAUCAAUGAGUGCGACCCCUGCAUCAUACAUCCAGGUUGCAGUAUAUUUGAGAACUGUAAGCGAUGUAACAAUGGGACUUGGAGUCCCAGGGACGAUUUCUUCAUUAAGGGAAAGUUCUGCGCUGAGUGUCGGCCUGGCUGGUCCGGUGGCGAUUGCAUGAAGUGCGGGGGAGUGAUCCGUAAACGGCAGGGCCACUUGGUGCUGGAGAGCUACCCCAACAAUGGCCGGUGUGAGUGGACCAUCCAGGUGGACCGUCCCUUCACUAUAGAGCUCAGGUUCAUGAUGAUGAGUCUGGAGUUUCACCCAUCUUGUCGUUACGACUUCGUGGAGGUCCGAGAUGGCAACAGCAUUGACUCGCGUGUUAUUGCGCGCUUUUGUGGGAACAGCAGACCGGCGCCGGUUCACAGCUCUGGUCCCAGUCUUCACAUACUCUUUGUGUCUGAUGGUUAUAAAAAUUUUGACGGAUUCUUUGCUACUUUCCAGGAGAGUUCAGCUUGCAGCUCUUCUCCUUGCCUACACGAUGGGACUUGUGUCCUGGAAAGCUCUUACACUUACCGCUGUGCCUGUCUGGCUGGCUACACAGGCAAGAGGUGUGAAAACGUGGUGGGAUGCCGCAGGCCUCCGGUGCCCACCCGCGGAUCAACAGAGGGUCUGUUUCUCCACUCGGGGGCCCGCGUCACUUUCCGUUGUGACCCCGGCCUCGAGCUGCGCGGCUUCCACUCGGCCAUCUGCCUGAGUGACGGCACCUGGAGUGCGCCGGCUCCAGAGUGCGUGCCAGUGGAAAUAGACUGUACUCUACCACCCAAGCCAACACAUGGGGACCACUUCUUGGUUUAUGGACCCAAUGAUGUCCUGAUUGCUCUGCAGUACCUGUGCUACCAGCCCUAUGAACUGACUGGGAGCUCCCAGAGAGCAUGCCUCCCCAACAACACCUGGAGCGGCACUCCUCCGCUUUGCACCCAAGUAAAUGAUACGCUCACUGAAGAGGACAAGGACAGAGACAGGGAAAAAAACACAGGAAGGCGCAACGGAACAGAUGGUGAAAAACAUUUCAGCAAAACGAAAGAGAAAGGUCACAAAAACAUAACGGGAGAAAACGACAGUGUUGGAGGGGGAGAAAUAAGCACUGAGCACGACAAUAAAACUGCAGUCGACAGCAGGGAUAAAGUGGACAUUGAAGGGACAAACAACAGCCUGAAUACUGUCAAAAUGAAAGAACCUAGCACUGGAAAGCCACCUGAGAAAAACAAGGGAAGCCCAGACACAAAUUUCGAGACAGAAAAGACAGACAUCACAGAAAUAGUUGUGAUAAAAGACAAAGGACAGGAAGAGAAGGAAAGGAAAGAGGAGCAGGUGAAUGGAAAAAGAGGUUCAAACAAGGUCGGUCCGAACGACACCAAGGUGGGAACGAACAUCAUAGCUGAAGGGGACGACGCAGCCAAGGGGGUUGAAUUGGAAAUGACAAAGAACCACACUGUCAUACGUGACACGAAGGACACACAGAACGAAAAUAAUACCAAAGGUUCAGCAGAGCCGGGGAAGAAAAUCCUUCCCACUGGAGUUAACAUCACACAGUACAGAGCGGGAAGCGAGGAAAAUGGCAAAGCAAAGGACAAAAAGGAUCCUGCUGAGAAAAGCAGGCACGAGGUGGAGGGGGACAGCGGGGACAAAGAAAAGGAAAACGAAGUCAAUGAAAGCUUCACCGGGAAAAGCUGCCCACUUCUCUCCCGCCUCUACCAUGGCUUCCAUCAACCGGUGCCUGGACUGGAGCCCGAAACCGUGGAGUUCUUCUGUAACCACUCGUAUGCUAUCAGUGGUGAGGCCCGACGUACCUGCCAGCCGAACGGUACCUGGAGUGGAGAACAACCCCUCUGUGUAAGAGCAUGCCGGGAGCCCAAAGUGUCAGAACUGGUAAGACAAAGAGUUCUGCCACCUCAGGUCCCAUCCAGGAAGACACCGGUGCACCGGCUCUACUCUUCUGGGAUUGGCCGACCGCUCAAGUCAGACAGCCCCACGAGAGGCCCUCCAGUGCUUUCCCGGCUGCCCCAGGGCUUCCACCACCUUUACUCGCACAUAGAGUACGAGUGCGCCUCUCCUUUCUACCACCACGCGGGCAGUUCCCGCCGCACUUGCUUGAAGACGGGGAAAUGGAGCGGGCGUCAUGUGUCCUGUUCGCCAGUGUGUGGGAAGCAUCCGACCUUCGACCCAGAGAGGCCGGCAGAGGCUCACUGGCCUUGGCUGGCCGCCAUCUACCGCCGCUUCACCAACGGAGCCGGGACCAAGGUGACCAAGGCAGACGGCCAGGCAGGGUCCCCGAAGGUGGACUUUGAAGCAGGAACUGGCAGCUACGAUGGGGCUGCUGAAUGGCAGCUAGUGUGCAGCGGGGCUCUGGUGAACCAAAAGAGGGUGCUGGUCGCAGCCCAUUGUGUCACAGAGCUGGGAAAGGUGUAUCCUCUGGAUGCAGCCGAGCUUAAGGUGGUGGUAGGGAAGCACUACCGGGAUGACCGCCUGAAAGACAAAGGUCCUCAACACUUGAGGGUGGCCUCCGCCGUUGUUCACCCAAACUACGAUCCCCACGUCCUCGACUCUGACAUAGCUGUGGUCAAGCUGCUAGACAAAGCAAAGGUCGGCGAGAAGGUCCUGCCCCUCUGCCUCUCAGACAGCCAGGGAGAGGAAGUGACCUCUGAGCAAGGGCUUGUGACAGGCUGGUCCCCACUGCCUGAUCCCAGUCUCGGCGCCGACGAGAAGGCGAGGGUCGGGCUCGUUCACCUUGCCGACGUGGUUCCCUGCGAGCGGCAGUACGCCCGUAACGGCAUGCCAGUCAGCGUCACAGACAACAUGCUCUGUGCCAGCCACAAGCCGGACUACGGACCCUCUAACAUAUGUCCCUCUGACACGGGGGGGAUCCUCGUCCUCCCCGCCCUCCCUGAGAACCGAGCCAGCAACAAGCAGAAGCCCUCUGUCGGCUCUAGGCAGGGGCAGGGGCAGAGCGGAGGGCUGUGGAGGCUCAUGGGAAUGGUGAGCUUUGGCUAUGACCAAGGGGAGUGUGAUCCCGACCUCUACACAGUAUACACGCGUGUGGCCAACUUCAAAGACUGGAUAGAGAGCAACAUGAAAUAAAGAUGGCUCUAUCUGCUUCUUACAUAUUUAAAAGACUUCAUAUCCUACAGCGCUCGCUUUUUUUCUUCCUCGUUUGCCUGUUUUUCUCAGUUUUUUCGUCCUCCCCAACCUUCUUGCACUAAAGCGUUUCCCCAUUCGACGCAGAAGCGCUGCAACACUGGAGAAUACAGUGCUCUAACUGAAGGGGGUGCUGACGCAUCAGAUGUGCUGAGCAUGAAUAUCUCACCACAAAACUUCAGUGUUCGGGUCCCUCGGCCUUUUUCCGACUUGAACGUGACCGCCUGAAUUUGUGCACUCAUGUACUCGAUGGUAUGUAUAUAUGUUCUAAUGUACUGAGUUAUCAAUUCAUAUGACUGAAGAGAUGUACAUAUUGUAUCUAAAGACAGAAAAAUCAUGAGGUUUUUGGAUUAAAUAUAAUGUAGGUAAAGCUG